Scophthalmus maximus (turbot) is the source of this 1607-nucleotide messenger RNA. RefSeq names its product NK1 transcription factor related 2-like,a (gene nkx1-2a). Gene Ontology annotation, cellular component: nucleus. The record is from RefSeq and is a predicted model, not a curated record. Bases 238 to 1047 code for a protein of 269 amino acids. NCBI's taxonomy places the organism in Eukaryota, Metazoa, Chordata, Actinopteri, Pleuronectiformes, Scophthalmidae. Gene Ontology annotation, molecular function: RNA polymerase II cis-regulatory region sequence-specific DNA binding; DNA-binding transcription factor activity, RNA polymerase II-specific. Gene Ontology annotation, biological process: regulation of transcription by RNA polymerase II; cell differentiation. The transcript has 2 exons.
CGGAGAGAGGGGGGUGGCAGACGCUUUAAAGACCGCUCGCCGGUCAUCUCACUCACGCUGCAAGACUGACAGACAGAGGCAAGGGGAGCGAAGUCCACACUCCGACGGAUCAUCGCCACUAAUCCGGUUCGAUGAAGCUUGAAGUCCAGAAGUGGGCUAAACUAUGAGAAGUUCCUCUCCACGCGCGUAAUUACGCACGUCAGUCAUUCUCCUUUAAUGGUCUUCCUGUGAGAAGGGAUGCUGGACCCCGAGGACUGUGGAGUGACAAUGACGUCUAGUCAUAAGAUUUCCUUUUCAAUAAGUGAUAUACUGGAUCCCAACAAGUUCAACAGCAAGAGGGUAAACGAACUUUCCAUCGUCAAGGAGAAGUUUCCUGUGCCAAACCCGGAGGGAACAAGUUUGGAGUCGGACAGCACUGCGGGCGGAGAUUUCAGAGUUGAGCGCACCGAAGCAGGGGAGACAAUAGAUGAACACUCAGCACCCAGGCAUCACGCCGUUACAGACCACCUGCUCUCCCCAUCUGCUGACACAGAGGCUUGUCUCACGGGGGACCAGGACGAUGCAGAAUCAGUCACUCUGCAGGCCCCGUCCCCGCACAAGCGACGGCGCCCGGACCAGGCCUGCGCCAAACCGCGGCGUGCCAGGACAGCGUUCACGUACGAGCAACUGGUGGCUCUGGAAAACAAGUUCCGCGCAACUCGGUACCUGUCUGUGUGCGAGAGACUAAACCUGGCCCUGUCCUUGAGUCUGACCGAAACCCAGGUGAAAAUCUGGUUCCAGAACAGGAGAACCAAGUGGAAAAAACAGAACCCCGGGGUGGACAGCAACUUGCAGCCCGGCUCCAACUCCCUCGUCAACGUCAGUCCAAACCCGGCCACUUGUGGGUCAAGCUCCGCCAGCUUCCAUCACACGUUCCCGAGCUUCAGCUCUGGGAAUGUGAUCUUCCACACGGCCGGUGCUGUUCCACUUUCAUCCACCGGAGGGCUCCUGCAUCCCUUCAUGUCUGGUGGAUUCGUCCAGCCGACUUACUUCAAUCCACAUCUAUGAAAGGAGCCAAGACUGACAUUUUGCAGCUGGUGAUACUUCUGGGCAAUUUUUUUUACAUGGACAGAAUAAUUGUAAUCAGAUUUACUUUCACUGCCCAGAAUCACUGUAACUGUUGCAUCAAUGUCAUACUAUGUUCUACAGAGUGAAUGAUCUGACAAGGUUUGUACAAGGGUUCUUGUUUCAUUGCAAUAUUGUCCAUUAGGUUCAUUGUGAAAGGUUUUCAAACCUUAUUUAAGUAUUCAACUGACCGUCUUUCCAGCUACUGCAACGUCAUAACAAGAGGCAAAAUGGACGAAGUGAUCCGUGACAUGAGCCCAACAAUUAUUUCAGAAUUUACAGUGUUAUCCCUUAUAUUUCCAUCGCCAUCUGCACCAUUAUGCGCUGAUUGUUUGUCAUCGUGUUUGCUGAAAGUCCUGAUCACUCUGUGUAUUUAUCAGCUCAUACUCUGGCAUAUUGCAACCAGGCAAAGCCCAGCUGCAUUUCCAUCUCUCAGUGGUUUACACGGCUCACGUCUGUUACCACUAAUAAGACAAUAUCAGUAAAACUUAAUAAAAAAAUGU